AUAAAUGCUGAUGCAUGAAUAUAACGAACUAUUAACUCAAGUUGAAAUUGCAGACUUGAUCAAUAGAAUGAACUAGGGCCUCAUUGAUUGUAUUAUGACUCAACUGAUAGCACUGAUCACUAUCACCAUAGAUAAAAAUCAUUUUUUUCACUGAAGUUCUGUACGUAGUCUAGGCCAUCAUGGAGUUUGCUAGCAUCAUAGAUACUAAUGCUAGCAAAAAUAUCAAUGCUGCUAGGUCGGUCAGGUCCGUGGUCAUUAACGCGAGGUCCGUACUUUAGUCUUUUCGGGUCCCUUGGUCGGGUCCAUAAAUUAGUUUGUAUCGGGUCCGUCGCUCGGUCCGUAAAUUAGUCUUUUCGGGUCCGUUGGUCCGGUCCGGUCCGCUUUUUAGGGACAACCCCACUUUAAAAGUGGGCAUGGCCAAAUCGGCGGCGCGCUUCGCGCGCCCUUUUCUCAGUGCUCAUAGCCUACCCCUUCCUUUUUUUCUCCCUACGCCCUUGAUAUCAUAUGUGUAAUAGACAACAGGAAAUAUUGUACAAACACUCAAUUUAUUAGCAGAAUGGCCCAUGGAUGUAACUAAUGUUUUAUCCAAUAAUAUAAUCCAGUCAUUCGAAGAAUUCAUACGGGUUCUAUUUAAACAGGAAAAUUUGACAGUGAUUAAAAUUGCUGAAGAAAGCAUUUUGUUUAGAGCAGAAAGAGUUGCAAGAGCUAAUUUUAAUGAAUUAACAAUAUCAGCCAGUGCUUUUAAUAUCGUACUAAAUUUUAGUACUUCUGACAAUUUGAGUUCUUUGGCAUCUAUUGCAAAAGUGAUUUUACCAAAGAACAUUAAACAUGUUACGAAGAGUGAGAACAUUGAUGUAGCAUCAACUUUAUACAAGAAAGCAAACUUCUUUCCAGUCCAUGAAGAAGUGAACUCUUCAUCAUCAGUAAUGACAGUGGUAGGUUCAGCUGUUAUCAGCCUAUAAUAGUUGGUGGGAUACCUGAUGGUACUGAACUGAUUGAUCCAGUUACAGCCAUUUUAGCAUUAAAUGAAGAAUUAAGGUUAUCAUGUGAUAAGUAUAUUUUAUAAACUAUUAUUCAUAGAAUGUUACAAAUCCUCGUUGUGCUUUCUGGAACUUUACUG
Molecule: messenger RNA, 1120 nt
Organism: Amphimedon queenslandica
Lineage: Eukaryota; Metazoa; Porifera; Demospongiae; Haplosclerida; Niphatidae
Exons: 4
Coding region: 564-962 (132 amino acids)
Source: RefSeq, a predicted model, not a curated record